Epinephelus moara (kelp grouper) is the source of this 9229-nucleotide messenger RNA. Its product is annotated as kalirin-like. Gene Ontology annotation, cellular component: cytoplasm. The record is from RefSeq and is a predicted model, not a curated record. The transcript has 55 exons. The coding region runs from base 140 to 6970 and encodes 2276 amino acids. NCBI's taxonomy places the organism in Eukaryota, Metazoa, Chordata, Actinopteri, Perciformes, Serranidae. Gene Ontology annotation, molecular function: protein binding; guanyl-nucleotide exchange factor activity.
UGGCGGACCAAUCCUGACCUUCCCUGCCAGGACCAAUCAUGAUCGAAUAAAACAAGAAGACCUCAGCCGAUUGGUCACUUACCUGGCGACCAUACCCAGUGAGGAUGUGCGUGCUCGUGGCUUCACCGUGGUGGUGGACAUGCGCGGCAGUAAGUGGGACAGCGUCAAACCGGUUCUACGGACGCUGCAGGAGUCGUUUUCCUCCAACAUCCACACGGCGCUGCUCAUCAAACCAGACACCUUCUGGCAGAAACACAAGACCAACCUGGGCAGCGCCAAGCUCAGCUUUGAGACCAGCCUGGUGUCAGUGGAGGGUCUGUCCCGGCUCGUCGAUCCCUCCCAGCUGACCUCUGACCUCGGCGGUUCAUUGGAGUACGACCAUGUCGAAUGGACCGAGCUGCGUCUGGGUCUGGAGGAGUUCAUGGGGGCCGCCACACAGCUGCUGGCCCAGCUGGAGCAGCUGGAGGCCGGGCUGAACCGCAUACCGGAGCCCCAGGAUGUGGACGAGGCCCGCAAACUUCUGGAGGAACACGGCCGUCUCCGUAACACCAUCGCCACGGCACCAGUCGACGCCCUCGAGCGAGAGGGACGGAGCUUGCUCCAGCGCAUGCGCCUGGGCCCCUCCCACAGUGACACCUCCACUGAAGGCAGUGGUGGCGGCGGUGGUAGUCACGGCAGCUGGCUGUCGGGCGGAGCGGACUUCCAGAGUGUUGCGCCAAAGGUUUCGUCUUUGCUGGACCGGCUGCAGGCGGCUCGCACUCACCUGCUGCAGAGCUGGAGCGACAGGAAGCUGCAUCUGGAUCAGGCGCUGCAGCUGCACCUGUUUGAGCAGGACGCCACCAAGAUGUCCGAGUGGAUCGCUCACAGUAAAGAACUGUUCGUGCAGAGUUUGGCGGAGGUCGGGCAGAACCACCAGCAUGCCCUCGACCUCCAGACACAGCACCAGCACUUCACCGCCAACUGCAUGAACGGCAGUGUCAACGUGGACAGCGUGGUUACCGUGGCAGCCAGGCUGGCAGAGGCCGGUCACUAUGGGGCGGAGCGAAUCACCAUGGUGUCGUCGCGGCUUCAGGAAGACUGGAAGUCCCUGACGACGGCGCUGGAGGAGCGCAGCAACACGCUCGCCAUGGCAACCGGCUUCCACCAGGGGGCAGAGCAGUUCCUGCUCAAAGUGGAAGGUUGGGUUCAGGCAUGCUCUGAAGGCCCGUUGCCGUCGGCGACAGCAGAGCUGGAGGCUGCAACGAAAAAACACCAGGAGCUGAAUGAGGAGAUCUCUGCCAACUACACCCAGGUCAGUGAGAGCGGGAAAGCCUUAUUGGACGUCCUCCAACGUUGCCCGGCAACCGAAUCCGAGGAGUCGACGGCCAAACCGGACUUCACAGCUGCCACGCACGGCAUCAUGGGAGUUCUGCACCAGGUCAUGCAGGGACACCACGAGGUGGAGGGGGCGUGGCAGCACCGGAAGCUCCGCCUCCACCAGCGCCUGCAGCUGUGUGUGUUUCAGCAGGAUGUGAGACAGGUGUUGGACUGGGUGGAGCAGCAUGGUGAAGUCUUCCUGAACAAACACAGCGGGGUGGGGAAGUCUCUGCACCGAGCGCGAGCGCUGCAGAAACGCCACGAUGACUUCCAGCAGGUGGCACAGAACACGUACACUAACGCAGAGAAGCUCCUGGAAGCAGCCGACCAGCUGGCUCAGUCAGGAGAGUGUGAGGAGGAGGAGAUCUACCAGGCUGCCAGGGACCUGGAGCUCCGCAUGCAGGCCUUCAUCCAGAGGGUGGAGCAGAGGAAGCUGCUGCUGGACCUGGCUGUGUCCUUCUACACCCACACCAAGGAGCUCUCAGUGUGGAUGGAGGGUCUCCAGAAGCAGCUGACCUCUGACCCGUGUGUUUGUCCCGACACCGUAGAGUCUCUUCAGUCUCUCAUCAGUCAGCAGCAGCAGCAACAGGCCAACACACAGGAAGCUGCGAUGAGUGUCAUCCGGGAAGGAGAAGACCUCAUCCUGCAACUCAGGCCCCAGGGCAGCUCAGUAGCUCACGUGGAGACGGUACUGCAGCAGCUGGAGGAGUCUCACGUUCAGCUGGAGGAACUUUUCCACCAGAGGAAGAUCCGACUGGACGUGUACCUGCAGCUACGCAUCCUGCAGCAGUGCACGCUGGAGGUAACGGGGGAAAUGGAUGCCUGGAAGCAGGAUCUCCAGAAACAGUCCCAGGACUUCUCUGCAGAGAAGCUAGCAUCGCCGCGCAUGCCAGACGCAAACCAGGAUAAGCUUGCCCAGGACAAGCUGGGACUGGGCCAGUCGCGGCUGGUGGAGGCUAGCCCAGAGGUGCUAACGCUAGCACAGCAGCGCAUCCACAGGCACAUGGAGCGACGGCUGGCCAUGAACAACAUGAUCUAUGAGGUCAUCCAACAAGGUCAUGACCUUCAGCAGUACAUAACCGAGGUCCAGGCAUCAGGUAUUGAGCUGUCUGAGGCGGAGGGGGGUCUCUCAGCUCAGGUGGACGAGCUGCAGCGCCUCCUGCAGGACAAACAGAAGGAGCUGCAGCAGAUUGCAGAUCACACACACACACACCUGGAGCAGAACCUGCAGCUGAGACACCUGCAGAGUCAGGUCAAACAGGUGCUGGGCUGGAUCUCAGAGGGGGAGGUGAUGUUGUCGUCCUGCAUGUUGAACUCCAGCUGUCUGUCUGAAGCUGAGCAGCUGCAGAGGGAGCACGAGCGCCUCCAACAGGCCAUAGAGGCUCUCCUCCACGCAGACUCCCUGCAGAGGACUCACCAGGUGGCUCUGGCGCUGCAGCAGAGGGCGGAGCUUCUGGUCAGGUCAGGUCACUACGACCCAGAUGCGGUGCGGUCUUGUGCCCAGACGGUGGCGCUGCACUGGCAGACUCUGAUGCUGAGGAUUGAAGACCGACUCAAACUGGUCAACGCCUCCGCAGCCUUCUACAGGACGUCCCAGCAGGUGUGUGGGGUGCUGGAGAGUCUGGAGCAGGAGUACCGCAGGGAGGAGGACUGGUGUGGAGGUGGAGAGAGACAGCCGGAGCUCCUCCUGCCGCUGGUCAGUAAACACAUGGAGCAGAAGGAGGCGUUCCUGAAGGCCUGCACUCUGGCCAGACGGAACGCCGAAGUCUUCCUCAAGUACAUCCACCGUAACAGCGUCACCAUGGCAAACAUCUCAGGCCACAGCGUCACCGUCUCCGGGGUGACGGGGGUCACCGAGGUCACGGGGCACUCCAGGGUGCCGGAGCAACAGGUCAAAGGUAUCCUCAGUGAGCUGCUGCAGAGGGAAAACAGAGUUCUUCAUUUCUGGACUUUGAAGAAACGUAGACUGGAUCAGUGCCAGCAGUACCUGAUGUUCCAGAGCCACGCCCAGCAGGCUCUGGAUUGGCUGCAGCAGUCAGGUGACCACUACCUGUCCACGCACACGUCGCCAGGGGCAACGGUGACCGAGACGCAAGAACUGCUGAACCAGCACCGAGAGUUCUGCGUGUCGGCCAAGCACACACAGGAGAAGGUUCACCUGCUCAUCCAACUGGCUGAGAGCAUGCUGGCCAAAGGCCACGCCCACCGCGCUGAGCUCCGCCGCUGCGUCUCCACUGUGGAUAAACGUUACCGCGACUUCACCGUCAGGAUGGGGCAGUACCGUCACCUGCUGGAGACGGCGCUCGGAGGCUGCUCGCAGGACAAUAAGGACUUGGAGCUGGAGCUGAUCCCCAACAGUCUGUCUGACUCGGACCCCGAGGUCAACCUGUCUGACCCGAGUCACCAAGUCAGCGACGAGAAGAGACGCUCCGCCCGCAAGAAGGAGUACAUCAUGGCUGAACUCCUCCAAACAGAGCGAGUCUACGUCAGAGACCUGCAGGAGUGUAUCGAGACGUACCUGUGGGAGAUGACGAGCGGCUCCGAGGACGUCCCACCUGGUCUGUCCAACAAGGACGAAAUCGUGUUCGGAAACAUCCAGGACAUCUACGAGUUUCACAACAGUAUUUUCCUGAAGGAGCUGGAAAACUACGAACAGCUUCCUGAGGACGUCGGACACUGCUUCGUUACCUGGGCGGAUAAGUUCCACAUGUACGUGACGUACUGCAGGAACAAACCGGACUCCAGUUUACUGAUCCAGCAGCACGGCGUCGGAUUCUUCGAGGAGGUGCAGAGGAGACACGGCCUGGCUAACUCCAUCUCCUCCGCUCUCAUCAAACCAGUUCAGAGGAUCACCAAAUACCAGCUGCUGCUCAAGGAGCUGUUAGCGUGCUGCGAGGAGGGGAAAGGAGAGAUAAAGGAAGGUCUGGACGUCAUGCUGAGCGUCCCCAAGAGAGCCAACGACGCCAUGCACGUUAGCAUGCUGGAAGGUCUGGAGGAGGGACUGGAGGUGCAGGGCGAGCUCCUCCUGCAGGACUCCUUCCUGGUUUGGGAGCCUAAGUCCCUGAUCAGGAAGGGGCGGGACAGACACCUCUUCCUGUUUGAGCUGUCACUCAUCUUCAGCAAGGAGAUCAAAGACUCAUCGGGACGAACCAAAUAUCUGUACAAGAGCAGGCUGAGGACCUCAGAGCUCGGGGUCACGGAGCACAUAGAAGGGGAUCCCUGUAAGUUCGCUCUGUGGGUCGGACGAACGCCAACGUCCGACAACAAGACGGUCCUGAAGGCGUCUUCGCUGGAGCUGAAGCAGGAGUGGGUCCGCAGCAUUAGACAGGUGAUCCAGGAGAGGCGGGGACACCUGCGGGGGGCACUGCGGGAGCCCAUCCCCCUCCCCAAGACACCAAACCCCACCCUGGGGCGACAGCGCAGCAUCAGCCGCAGGGAGACCAGUGAGGACGCAGACAGUCUGGGUGAUGCCAGCAGUCAGCCUGACACCGUCUCCAUCGCCUCCCGAACGUCACAAAACACUGCAGACAGCGACAAGCUCUCAGGAGGCUGUGAGUUAGUGGUGGUGUUGUUGGAUUUCUCCUCCGGAGGACCAGGAGAGCUCAGCGUCCGCUGUGGACAGACUGUGGAGCUGGUGGAGCGCUCUGCCGAACGGCCCGAGUGGUGUCUGGUCAGAACGACAGAUCAAACGCCUCAGCAGGAGGGUUUACUGCCGAUGAGCGCCCUCUGUCUGUCACACUCCCACAGUGCAGCCGACAUGGAGGGGCUCAUCCCGGCCUCCACCACCUCCUCCAGCACCUCCUCUACGUGCACCACCACCUCCUCCUCCUUCAACUCGUCCUCCACCACAACCACCUCGUCCUCCAACGCGUCCAACUCAUCCUCUAACGUCAGCGCUGGGAGGGACUCCGCCCUGUACGGCUCCGAAGGUUCAGGGCUCCAGACCACCGCCCAAAGUGCCACCUCCCCCACGGUGUAUGGAGUGGGCGGGGCUCCAGGUGGCGCCGCCGGCUCUCCGGGGUCCAAACGCAGUGGAUCUGGAACCGGAAAUACGCUGAAGCGCUGGUUGACCAGUCCGGUCCGCAGGCUGAGUCAGGGAAAAGCUGACGGACAGAAGAAACCUCCAAUCAGAACCAGGAGGCGGGACAACAGGACGGAGCUGGCCACGCCCCUCACCGGCAACGCACAGACGGCGAGGAAGGAGGAGGCGGGGCAGAGUGGAGGGGAGGAGGAGCCAGAGGAGGAGAGCAGCACCCCGCUACCACCUCCCAUGCAGAUCAUCAAAGACCCAAACAACCCCGAGGCUCUGGACUCGGAUCAGGGCUCUAACGAGUCGGACACGGAACAGAGGAACAAAGCCCUGAGAGGACGCAUGUUUGUGGUCAACGAGAUGAUCCAAUCAGAGAAGGACUACGUGAAGGAUCUGGGCGUGAUCGUGGAGGGGUUCAUGUCCAGGCUGGAGGUCCGAGGGAUCCCAGAGGACAUGAGAGGAAAAGACAAGAUCGUUUUCGGAAACAUCCAGCAGAUCUAUGACUGGCACCGCGACUUCUUCCUGGUGGAGUUGGACCGCUGCGUUCAGAAUCAUGACCUGCUGGCCGAUCUCUUCAUCAGACACGAGCGCCGCCUCCACAUGUACGUGGUCUACUGUCAGAACAAGCCGAGGUCAGAGUUCAUCGUCAUCGAGUACGAGACCUUCUUUGAGGAGAUCCAGCACGAGAUCAGCUGCAGGAUGUCGAUCAGUGACUAUCUAAUCAAACCCAUCCAGAGAAUCACCAAAUACCAGCUGCUGCUGAAGGAUUUUCUAAAGUACACGUCUAAAGCAGGACUGGACUGUGACGAGAUCGAGAAAGCCGUGGAGCUGAUGUCGCUGGUGCCGAAGCGCUGCAAUGAUAUGAUGAACCUGGGACGCCUGCAGGGAUACGAGGGGAAGUUGACGUCUCAGGGGAAGUUGCUGCAGCAGGAGACCUUCUGUGUUUGGGAGCAGGACGGAGGAGUUUUAUCUCGCAGUAAAGAGCGCCGAGUUUUCCUGUUCGAACAGAUCGUCAUUUUCAGCGAGCUGCUGCGCAAAGGUUCCAACAACCCGGGGUACCAGUUCAAGAAUAGCAUCAAGGUGAGUUACCUGGCGAUGCAGGACAGCGUGGACGGGGAUCCCUGUAAAUUCGUCUUGUGGUCUCGUGGCUCUGCGGAGCGCUUCACACUGCAGGCGUCCUCCGCCAGCAUCAAGUUGACCUGGGUGGAGACGAUAGCCACCCUGUUGGACGCACAGAACAACUUCCUGUCAGCUCUUCAGUCUCCCAUUGAGUACCAGAGGAAGGAAGGCGGGAUCUCCGUGACCCGCCCUUUGUCGUCAGGGCGACCACCGUCAGCUCCACCUACACCCAACGGCCACGCCCCUCAGCCUCAUCCUGAGAGCGAGCAGGACGACCAGGAGCUGGUACUGGUGCUGCAGGACUUCGUGGCGGUUCGGGAGGACGAGAUCUCUGUGUUUCGAGGGGAGAAGGUUCAGAUUUUGGCGUCCAACCAGCAGGGUCAGAGUUUGGUGUACCGGCCAGCCAACAGCGACUCGCCGGCCGCUGAGGGCUGGGUGCCACGCAGCGUGCUCAACACACACUGACACAUACACAAUAACACCCCGACAGCAGAGUCCGGUUUACGACAUGUACACAUAUGACAUACUGCACGCUAUCAGGGCCCAAGGCAUGUUGGGAAACUUUGUAUGAUGGUGAGAGGUGGAGCCUGUAGAUGGCGCCUAAAGGUCGUUCAGUACAACCCAAAAAUAUUGCAACAACUGCUGACCAUGGUGACGCCCUGAUGUUUCCUGCGGUGCCACCAUCAGGGAAACUUUCCGUUUGGCCAGGACGACUACACCUGUUAAUGUCUCACCAUUGUCGGUCACUUCCUGUUAAUUUCUCGCCAUUGUCUGUUACUUCCUGUUCAUUUUUUUGCCAUUGUCUGUUACUUCCUGUUAAUUUCUCACCAUUGUUGGUCACUUCCUGUUAAUUUCUCGCCAUUGUCAGUCACUUCCUGUUAAUUUCUCGCCAUUGUCAGUCACUUCCUAUUCAUUUUUUUGCCAUUGUCAGUUACUUCCUGUCAUUUUUCUCGCCAUUGAAAGUUUGAGUUAAAACUACCGUGUGUUUUAGAAAAUAAAGCAAAGACUUGAAACAAAAUAAAAGCCCCGCCCCCUCAGAUCUAUCUGGUGGCCCAUCUGCGGGGUCCCGACCCUCAUGUCGGGACACGUAUUGCCAUCUCUAGGCUCCGCCCUCGGGCUCUGAUUACCUGCAGUAUUAAAACACACACACACUAAUCCCAGCAGCAGGUACUGUUAGUCUCCUCCCUCCUUCCUGGUGCUUCAACAUUCAGCCAAAACACACCUCCGUCCUCGCCUCGUCCAAUCAGAUGCAGGCGUCAGGUCGGCCUCCAGUUUACUGCCCCCGAGCAAAACCGAUCGCACUCUGACAACAUCACAAACUGUUCCCUGUGUGGGUCAACGGGAGGGAGACCGCAUCAUCAUCAUCAUCACCAGACAGACUGGGAUUCCAGGAAGCUGCGGUUGCCUAGCAACAAGAGACAAUAUAUAAAAAAAAUAAAUAAUAAAAGUUAAAAAAAAAAAGGCUCCUGGAAGAGAAGAGGUGAAAAAGACCCGUCAGCCAAUCAGAACUGAGCUCUCUCUGCGUGUCAUCCUGUUAAAUAGUGUGUAUAAACAGACUGAGGACACACACACACACUCCAUACACACACACACUACUGCUAUGACGACGACGAUGAAGAUGAAGAUUAACUACGAUGAUAAUUAAGAAUAUUAGAAUCUGUUUUUCACCUCAAUUAGAAACGUUUGUCAUAUUAAUGUUUGUGUGUGAGAGAGCGCGCGCGCGUGUGUGUGUGUGUGUGCGUGUGUUAGUGACGACGUCCUGUGUGUGCGUGUGUUUUUCCACGGACAGUUAGGUGGUGUCCCGGUGUAGCGUUGCCAUGACGACUCGUGUUUGGCGGUGACACCAGGUUUUUUUGUUUGUCUUUUUAGCGGACCAGAGCCGCCCCCCCCCCCCUCUUCUUACCCCCUCCUUCUCCUCUCUGCCGUUACCAUAGCAGCUGGCUGCGGCAGGGGCGGAGCCUGCAUGGCGCCGCCUGCCCCCUCCUCCCCGCCCCAGCCCCCCCUCCCUGUGCGUGCAGCUCUGGUUAGUUUGGAUAUUAUGCAUUUCUUGUUCCUGUAAAUAGACCAGACCUCCAACUGCUACUCCAAACUAACUCUGGACACUGUCUGUCUCUCUGUCCGCCCGUCUGUCCGUCCGUCUGACAGACAGAGGCGCAGCGACUCCACCUACUGUGACCGUCUGUUUCUACUGAAGCUGUAACCUUCCACACGCUCUCUACCUGUCUCUCUCUGCCUGUCUCUCUACCUCUCUGUCUUUCUCUCUCUGUCUCUCUGGUGCCAUUCUCAGACAACACCCCGGUCCUUAAGGAGCUACGCCGCCUCCCGAGUGCACGACGGGGGCGCCGAGGCGGGAAGUAGUGCACUGUGAAGGGUGUAGGGAGAGACGCAGCAAACUAGGAGGGUGGAAUGCUGCCUUCAAAUGCAGCUGGUGAGGUUGAAUUUUCGAAAACCAGUGUGGUGCUGGUCAAGAGCAACACACACCGGUACAAAACAAACACGUAGCUUCUCAUGUGUUAUCGUCCAACGCCUUCACAGGUCGACAGUCCACGUGUUAAUGUUUCAUUCAUUCAUUUUCCAUAACUGCGUAUCCUGUUAGGGGUCACAGGGGGCGGAGCCUAUCUCAGCUGACACUGGGUGAGAGGCAGGGUUCACCCUGGACAGGUCACCAGACUAUCACAGGACUGACACAUAGAGACAGACAACCAUUCACACUCACAUUCACAC